GUCCGGUUAAAUCGAACGAGGCAGGUCCACGAUCACCAGUCACGACUCACAAGCCACGACAACCGAUUUUAAGUUCGCUACGGGAGCUUCACGAGCGAUCGAUCCUCUCCUUCGUGAGCACCGAGCGGGAGCGAUCGGAAGAUCCCGAAGAUUCCGAAUUCGAUCGCCGGACUGUGCGUUCUUGGCUGUAGAUACGGUGAUCGAUGGGGUUUAUGGUGACGACCCUAAUCUUCAUCGUGAUUGGGAUCAUUGCGUCUCUCUGCACCAGAAUCUGCUGCAACCGAGGGCCUUCGACAAACUUGUUCUAUCUAACGUUGAUCAUUACUGCAACAGUAUGUUGUUGGAUGAUGUGGGCAAUUGUCUAUCUUGCUCAAAUGAAACCACUGAUUGUCCCCAUUCUGAGUGAGGGAGAAUAAAGCUCUUCAAGUAUAUAUGCCAUCGUUGGUGGACCCAGGAUUUGAUGAGAAGUAUCGGAUUCCUGGUCGACAGGACCAUUUGAUUAUUUUUUGCAGUAUUUGUGUGUGAGCGAGUCUUUUCCUCCUUUCUUAGUCCCCAUUGAUGUAUCAGCUUCUUAAUUAAUCUUUGCCAGUCU
This is a messenger RNA of Rhodamnia argentea, 592 nucleotides long. Its product is annotated as V-type proton ATPase subunit e1. The coding region runs from base 204 to 416 and encodes 70 amino acids. Gene Ontology annotation, cellular component: proton-transporting V-type ATPase, V0 domain. NCBI's taxonomy places the organism in Eukaryota, Viridiplantae, Streptophyta, Magnoliopsida, Myrtales, Myrtaceae. The transcript is spliced from 4 exons. The record is from RefSeq and is a predicted model, not a curated record. Gene Ontology annotation, molecular function: proton-transporting ATPase activity, rotational mechanism. Gene Ontology annotation, biological process: proton transmembrane transport.